Thlaspi arvense is the source of this 582-nucleotide messenger RNA. The record is from the annotation of a GenBank genome assembly. Lineage: Eukaryota; Viridiplantae; Streptophyta; Magnoliopsida; Brassicales; Brassicaceae.
AUGGGAUUUGGAACGAUGUUCAACAAAAAAAAGGAUUCCGAUGGUUCGUCUUCUUCGCUUCCGGGCGGUGGCUCGGCGUCUCGAAUCGGCGCAGAUUCACCGUACCUUCAAAAGGCACGCUCAGGGAAAACGGAGAUCCGAGAACUCGAGGCGGUGUUUAAAAAAUUCGACGUGAACGGAGACGGUAAGAUCUCGUCCAAGGAGCUCGGCGCGAUAAUGGCGAAUCUAGGCCACGAGGUUCCCGAGGAGGAAUUGCAGAAGGCGAUUACCGAGAUCGAUCAGAAAGGAGACGGUUACAUAAACUUCGAGGAGUUCGUGGAGCUGAACACGAAGGGGAUGGAUCAGAACGAUGUGCUGGAGAAUCUGAAGGAUGCAUUCUCGGUGUAUGAUAUCGACGGGAACGGAUCGAUCUCGGCGGAGGAGCUGCACGAGGUUCUGAGGAGUCUCGGUGAUGAAUGCUCGAUCGCGGAAUGUAGGAAGAUGAUCGGCGGCGUGGAUAAGGACGGAGAUGGGACGAUCGAUUUCGACGAGUUUAAGAUUAUGAUGACGAUGGGAUCUAGGCGUGAUAACAUCAUGAGGUAG